This is a messenger RNA of Erythranthe guttata (spotted monkey flower), 831 nucleotides long. Its product is annotated as ubiquitin-conjugating enzyme E2 2. NCBI's taxonomy places the organism in Eukaryota, Viridiplantae, Streptophyta, Magnoliopsida, Lamiales, Phrymaceae. The record is from RefSeq and is a predicted model, not a curated record.
UCUUCUCCUCUUCAGCUCCAUCCCUUCACGCAACAGGCAGUUGAGAUGUCGACUUCAGCUAGGAAGAGGCUGAUGAGGGACUUCAAGAGGUUGCAGCAGGAUCCACCUGCCGGUAUUAGCGGCGCUCCGCAAGACAAUAACAUUAUGCUGUGGAAUGCCGUUAUUUUCGGUCCAGACGAGACGCCUUGGGAUGGAGGUACGUUUAAGUUGACUCUUCAGUUCAACGAAGAUUAUCCAAACAAGCCACCGACUGUUCGAUUUGUUUCUCGAAUGUUCCAUCCAAAUAUUUACGCGGAUGGAAGUAUAUGUUUGGAUAUUCUGCAAAAUCAGUGGAGUCCUAUAUACGACGUUGCUGCUAUACUUACAUCUGUCCAGUCGUUGUUGUGCGAUCCAAAUCCGAAUUCUCCAGCAAAUUCGGAAGCUGCUAGAAUGUACAACGAGAAUAAGCGAGAGUACAAUCGCAGAGUUAGGGAAGUUGUGGAGCAAAGCUGGACUGCCGAUUAAACCGUGUUGGACGGAUUAUAAGUUGGUAAGUAAAUGAAUGCAGCUCAUUUACAAGCUUAAAAAAAAUCGCCCCCCAUCGGGAAUUAAAUUUUUGUGCCUUUCGAAUGGAUAUUUGGCACUCUUAUUGCGGUCCGAUUUAAGAUGUUAACGGGGUUUUGUAAUAUUGUUACACUGAAGACUUCUUUUAUUGCUUUGUGUAUUGUAAAUAAGGAUCUUACGCGUUGAUUUGUAUUGCGAUUUCUAAACGAACUUAUCUCUGGGUGCACUCGAGCUCGUUGAAAGACUGGGAAUGUGUUUGUAUUAUUAUUAUGAUUCAGUUGUUCCUGC